This is a messenger RNA of Symbiodinium necroappetens, 1800 nucleotides long. Lineage: Eukaryota; Dinophyceae; Suessiales; Symbiodiniaceae. The record is from the annotation of a GenBank genome assembly.
GCUACAUUGAGACGGAUCUUCCAGUCAGUGGAUGUCAAUGGCGACGGCCGAAUCAACAAGCGUGAGAUGAUCAAAUUCUGUCGCGCAAGUCCAGAGCUUGCUGCGUCUUUGGGCUUCCCCACUGGUGUCAAGCAGGAGGGCGGCACGAGGGAUUUGCUCGAAGCAAGGUUUCAGGCCAUGGACCGGGAUGACAAUCGAGAAGUGACCUGGGAGGAGUUUUUUGAUUUCUUCAGCGCGGAGAUGGAGCAGGCUGCACAGGAGGGCGUCAUUCCAGGUGUGGUCGCUGCGCAGCGAUCGGUAGAUGGGCGUUCUUGGCAGCCAGAGAGGCAGAAUGUGAGCAGUAGCCCCAAGGCUCAAAGCUGGAUGCGGGACUUCCGUCAGGAGGAGAGGACAGAGCAAGAGCUGAUGCAGGACUCGAAAAGCGUGUCCAACAGCUUGAAUAGGGCAGAUCAGGCUGAGCAGGAGCGGAUUCAAGCGCAGGAGGAGGCUUUCGAGAAAGAGUUCGAGCAAAAGCACAAGGCAUGGGAAGAGCUGCAGGAGAGAGCUAAAGAUGACGAGGCAGAGGCCAGGCAGGCGAUAAUGGAAGCGGCGGAGAAGCUGCUCCAGGACUUGUCCGACAACCCUUUCGAAUUAAUCCCACGACCUUCAGAAGUGUCGGUUGUGGAGCAGGUCGCAUCGUUGUUGCAAGCAGCUGCAGACACGGAGCUGGCAGAUUAUUCAAGGGCCCUCCGCCUUCUGCACAAAGAGUCUGCACGCAACCUCGAGCGUUUCAAGUUCCACCUUCGAAUGCAGAUUGACGGAUUUGAUGCCGAUGUCCCAAGCACGGAAAAUAUGCAGUCUGUGGAGUCGGUCAAGGCAGAAGCUUCGUCCCAGUGCGGAGGCUGCCAGCAGCUGGAGGCCUUCCAGCACGACAUACUGAUUCGGGCUCCAGCUUCUUCAUGCCGAGGCUCAACAUCGGGUCAUCCAGCAGAUUCUGCUGUAGCUGGGGGAAAAGGCGAUACAUUUUCAUCUUCCAGUUGUGGACCGCGCCCAUAUUUCAUGCCAGCGGAUGUGAAGGCCCCAGCAUGGGCUUCUUCAUAUAACCGUGUGGUUGAAAAGCAGCCGUCACCUGCAAGCAUUGUGCAGCAGGAGGCUUUUGGGUUUCUGGGUGAUCCACUUCCCUCUGCUGCCGUUGGCAAUGUGUCAAGCUACUCACGAGGAGUGAUGUCUCCCUCUCUACUUCGAGUUGGCUCCGACACGCUGCCUGGACGCAAGGCACACAAGACUGACUGGACCAACCAGGACGCGAGCCUCGCCAUUCCGCUAGGAUGCACGAGGAUGCUUGUUGGUGUCUUCGAUGGUCACGGUGAGCAAGGACACGAGAUCUCAGCUUCCGUUUCUAUGCUGUUUUCUCGUUUCGCCGACGCCUUGGCCAAGAUGGCCGAGGACCAGCGCGUAAAUCCCGAAGCAUCUGUGCCCCGGCAAAUGGCACAUCUUUUCGCCAUGGCGCAAGAUGGUUUGGAACGUGGAGGGCUUGCCGAGUGGUCAGGGACGACGGCCACGUUGGCGUUGAUCGAUGCCGAGGCUGGUGUCGUUAUCUGCGCGCAUGUCGGGGACUCGCGGAUGGUCAUUUGCCAUCAGCAGAAGGUGCUCUUCGAGACUGUCGAUCAUGACAUUGAUGACAUUGCCGAGUGCCGAAUGGCGGCAGCGGGGGGCGAGGUGCGGCAGAUGCUCGUGUCUGGCAUAGAUGCUCGUCGUGUUUUCCUCAAAGGCACCGAUGUACCUGGCUUGGCAAUGUCCCGGGCACUUGGCGAUGCACAG